CUGGCGCCGUUAUAGAAUUAAGUAAUUUUAUUUAUUUAUUAUAUAUUUGUUAAUACUAAAGAUAAAUUAUUAUAAGAAAAAUACAAAUUCUUUAACAUAUCUAAGAUCUUAACAAGUUCCCACGUUACUGUUGGGUAAACACCGAUCAGAAAUUGAUCUAAAGGUCAACCUUAGAAAAAUUACUGGCAUUUUGUUUACUUCCUUGUGCAAAAAAAGAGCUUGGCAUUGCCCGACUUUGAUCCUAUUUAUAAUUUAAGACGAAGUUUCUAAAUCAGCUUGGACCAAACUAUACAAGAACAUCAAGAGAUUCAGGUUUAUAGUUGGGGCCAAGCUGAGGGGUUAUAAUUCUCUUGUCAGCCGGAUAAUGAAACUGUCUCAAGUCUCCUACAUUUCUUUGAAAUUGACCACAAUAACACAGGAAUAGAGGAAAGACAAAAUGGAUUCCUCUGAAGAUGAAAUGCUAAGCGAUGCAGUCUAUGAACUGGAAAAAAACCUAGAAAGAAAAGAGAUGGAUUUCACUUUUACACAAAGCACCAACUACCAGUUGAGUGACAAACCGAGCGAAGAAUCCUUAAGAGUAUUGUUUAGCAAGUUUGGCCACAAACAGUUCCGCCCGAUGCAGUGGCAAAUUAUCAAUUCAAUCUUAAAAGACAAACGUGAUAAUUUCUCCAUCAUGACAACCGGAUAUGGGAAAUCAUUGUGCUAUCAAUUCCCUGCAGUGUACACUAAAGGAGUUACUCUAGUCAUCUCUCCAUUAAUAUCCCUGAUGGAAGAUCAAGUGCUAUCUUUAACUGUUUCAAACAUUCCAGCCUGUCUGCUUGGAGUCGCUCAAAAGAACACUGAGGAAACUCUGCAGGGCAUUUAUCAAAAUAAGUUUUCCCUUGUCUAUUUGACUCCUGAAUUGUGCACUGGAGACUUCGGCAGAGAAGUCCUAAUGGAAAUGAAAUCAAAAGUGAAAAUCACCCUUAUAGCGAUAGAUGAGGCACAUUGCGUUAGUAGUUGGGGUCAUGACUUUCGAUACUCGUUUCGCCAUUUAGGAACGUUAAAAGAGAUUUUUCCGGAGGUGCCCACUUUGGCCGUGACAGCCACUGCUACGGAGCCAGUGAAACUGGACAUAAUUAAAGUGCUAAAAUUAAAAAAUCCCCAAAUACUUUGCUCAGGACUGGACCGACCUAAUCUUUACUUCGACGUGAGGCAUAAAAGUGGGGACAUUUUUAACGACUUGCGGCAAUUAAUGAUCCGACGUGGGGGUCAAUGGUUGUUCCCAGGUUCCACGAUCAUUUACUGUCUCAGCCGUAAAGAGAUCAUUGAAAUAAGCGAACUAUUGAAAAGCCAUAAUGUUUCCGCGAUGCCUUAUCACGCCGGCUUGAACUUGAAAUUAAGGCAGAGUGCUCACGAGCAUUUUUUGAAAGAUAAAGUUUCAGCCAUCGUUGCUACGAUAGCGUUCGGGAUGGGCAUCGAUAAGCCGGAUAUUAGGACCGUUAUCCAUUACGGAACGUCGAAUUCAAUGGAGGGCUAUUAUCAGGAAGUGGGGCGUGCGGGCAGAGACGGACUUCCGUCCAAGUGCGUCACUUUUUACGCUCCAGAAGACUUUUCAGUUCAUAAGUUCUUGAUUGAGAAGUGUCGCGGCAGUGGUAGCCAUAAAAUCAAUUUGCUCGAUCGUAUGAAGGACUAUUUAGUGACCACCGAGUGCCGACGUAAAUUCAUUUUAAAGUACUUUGAGGGUACCGCAAACUUGAAAAAAAACGACAAUUGCUGUGAUAAUUGUAACAAGAAAACUUCCACUGAUAACCAGUAUGAUUUCUCUGAAGAUGUCACAAAGUAUUUGUCAGCAGUGGAAAGUUUGAGGGGCAGUUUCGGGCAUGGGAUGUACAUCAAGUUCCUUAAAGGGUCGAGGAAUGCCAAAAUUCAAGAGAACCAUCGCAGAAGCAUUUAUUUUGGUUGCGGCGCAGACAAGUCUGAGGCAUGGUGGAAGGCUAUAGGGAACUUUUUAGAAAUGAAGGGUUAUCUAAAUAAGGUUAAAGUGACAAAAAAUGGGUUUCCUUACUACAUAUACUCCACAAGCCACACUGGAAUGGCUUUUCUAAGCCAGCCUGAAAGCAAAAGAAAACUUGUAGAAGCUCCUAGUGGGGCCCUUGCGGAUCUUUUAAGAACGCAACUGCCACCUUCGAGCACAGGCUGGUUGUCUGCUAGGGGUGAAGUCUGUAAGAAUGAAAACGUUUCAACACAUCCACUUUCAGAGGAAGACCAGGAAAGAGUGAAGCUGUUCAGACUCCUAAAGAAUGCGAGAACCGAGUUUGCUCGCUCGGAAGAUUGUAUGCCAUACAUGAUCGCGUCCGAUUACAUUUUAAUGGAAAUCGCCAAAAAGCAACCGAAAAGCUUGGAGGAGCUGAGAAACUUGCAAAUAGACGGUCUUACAGAAACGAAAAUAACGAAAUAUUGCUCCAGAUUUGUUGAAAUAAUCCGGAAUAACCCUGUAAUAGCCGCACCAAGGGAAGAACCAUCGGAACAGGAAGAGGUCGAAUUAAACGAUGCCAAUGAUGAUCUGCUUGCCGCCUUAUGCGACGAAAUGCAAAAACAAGCAAACGAGGAAGACACACAAACCAUUUUGGAUGAAAUAGGUUCGGAUGCUAGUCAGGCCAAGAAAUCCAAACCUAAUCCCAUAGAUUGUGCCUCGUUGCAUACUGAACCUGAGGUUGUGGUAAAAAAAGGGAGUUCUAAUAUGGGUACUGUAAGUCAAAUAGCCAAGAAAAAACUACCGGCAUGGCUUUCCAAAAAGAAGGUUUAAGUUUAUUAUAGUUUUGAAGCUAAGGAGUCCUAAGAUGUUAAAUUUAUAGCUUGUUAAAGGCUGUGACUUUUGAAUAGAAGGUUGGCAUCAAAGCCUUCCAUAUUUUUUUGUACUAGUCCUCUUUGUGGAGGCAUUUGUUAAAGGUCUUACAAUUACCCUGCUGAUAUGGUGAAAAAUCUUAGUUGAUAAAAUGAACAAUAUAUUUAGUUACUGACAGGAUUUAUUGAUAUUUUUGUAUGUAAUGGCUAUAGUAUAGUUAAUCUAUAAUGCAAUAGUUUGUCCUGGUCGUUUUUUGGUGGCUAAAUUUGAUUUUCCGGAUAAACCUAACAUGUAGCCUACAUACAUUUUUUAAUUAUAUUUAAAAUUGCUAUAAAACCACUUUACAAAAUGUACAAAGAUUUAGGACCACUGUACUGGAUGUUUGUGACCUUUAGUGUGUUAGUGCUUAUAACUUGGACUAACUUUUUCCUUAUCUCAUAAUUUUUCGAAAAAUGUACAGAGUGUCUCAGGAAAUGGAGGCAAAGUUACUCCAAGAAAAAAAUUACUAAUAGCCAUAAAAUCCCUUUACAAAAAUGUACAAUUAAAAUAUUUAUGAGCACUGUACAGGGUUGAAUUUUUGAUAUGUUACUCUACACAUCUUGGACUAACUUUUUCCUUAUUACAUAACUGCCUGUAAAUGUGCAGGGUGUCCCAGACAACCGGGGCAAGGUCAGCCAAGAAAAAAAAAUUUAAAUUAACAAAAAACCACUUUACAAAAAAUGUACAGGGUUGAACUUUUGAUAUGUUACUCUACACAUCUGGAACUAACUUUUCCCUUACUACAUAAUUUUUCGUAAAUGUAUAGGGUGAGCCAGGGAAUGAAGACAAAGUUUCGUACUACUGUAAAAACUUAUUUUUUUAACUAGUGUUUAGUUGAAUUGUAAUCUAAGUUAAGUUACUGUUAAUGUUUUCUUUUUUUAUUCUUUUCUAUGUUGUUUAAUACUUAUCAAGUAAUAAAGUUACUUUCAAAAA
Molecule: messenger RNA, 3799 nt
Organism: Anthonomus grandis grandis
Lineage: Eukaryota; Metazoa; Arthropoda; Insecta; Coleoptera; Curculionidae
Product: bifunctional 3'-5' exonuclease/ATP-dependent helicase WRN-like
Exons: 4
Coding region: 437-2788 (783 amino acids)
Biological process (GO): DNA replication; double-strand break repair via homologous recombination; telomere maintenance
Cellular component (GO): nucleus; chromosome; cytoplasm
Molecular function (GO): nucleic acid binding; ATP binding; four-way junction helicase activity
Source: RefSeq, a predicted model, not a curated record